This is a messenger RNA of Coccidioides posadasii C735 delta SOWgp, 3909 nucleotides long. RefSeq lists its product as uncharacterized. Gene Ontology annotation, molecular function: zinc ion binding; DNA-binding transcription factor activity, RNA polymerase II-specific; RNA polymerase II cis-regulatory region sequence-specific DNA binding. NCBI's taxonomy places the organism in Eukaryota, Fungi, Ascomycota, Eurotiomycetes, Onygenales, Onygenaceae. The record is from RefSeq and is a predicted model, not a curated record. Gene Ontology annotation, cellular component: chromatin. Gene Ontology annotation, biological process: regulation of transcription by RNA polymerase II; DNA-templated transcription.
AGCAGCCUUGCCUAGACCCUGAAAUCGCUGGUCGACGGGAGAGCCAACGAGUUAAAUUCGUGAGCUUGUUCACCCCCAGACAACAGAGCCCGAAGUCGUAUCCUGUUGCAGUAGACGGAGGGCGAGCAGUAUAUCCCUACGGUCGACCACCCUUCAUCAUGGUCAUCCCUCAUCGCUGCUUUCGUCGCCCAUUGCCCCCGUAGAGCAGUCGGAUGACCGUCGUUUCUGGCGGAGACAGUUAUCAUUUGAUUGUGCUGUGAUACCCAACCACCCCCGUUGCUCGCCGGCUUGCUGUUACGUCUCCCAACGGCUACCCCUCCUUUGCAGCGACGUCUCCAUGCAAUCGUUUGUCUGAUGUGCGGCCGAAUCUAAUCAAAGUUUCCCGUCGAGUUUGGCGCAGGGUUCUGAAUAUGUGACAUCCUUGCUCUCAGCCUCGACUCUUCGCGCAAGGUGUCCUCACCGUGACCCCGUCCGCGAGUCAAUGGCGGAUAUCAGCUCUGCAACCGCUGCAGGAAUGCGACGCGGCUGGGGCCAGGACUCCCAGCCGCCGACAUCAUCGUAUGGGCAAGCCGGUGAAUCCCAGCCCUCGAGCACCAUGCCGGAGUCCCCCAAGCAACGCAAGAGGAGCAGGAAACGCGAUUCCGAAAAGAAAUUUGAAUGCAAGCACGAGGGAUGCGGGAAGAGCUACUCAAGAGCAGAGCACUUGUAUCGCCAUCAGCUAAACCAUAAUCCCAAGCAAAUAUACCGGUGCAAGUUCCCCAACUGCACUCGCGCAUUCGUUCGCCAAGACUUGUGCAUUCGACACCAGGAGCGUCAUAACACCCAUGGUUCGCAGCUCCAGAAACGCGAUAGUUUCGCAGCUCACUCCGCAAAGGGCGUGGCGGCGACUCCCACGGUUGCUAGCGAUACUAUCGUCUCCGACCAGGCUGUCGCCACGCCGGUGUCCACAGACAGCGUGACCUCUCCGAAGAGGUCCAAUCUCCAUUUUUCGCCGUCCCCAGCAAGUACGGCGAAUACCACCUUCGCCAGCACCCAAACCUAUUCCACGCCGUCUUCUACAACUUCGGCGCCUCUAGAACCAAACUAUCCAGCUCCCUCGACUUCCCGGAGAAAGCAUCCGGAUCCCAGUGGUGUGUACGCAGUUCCUCCGGCGAAACAACAACCCGUCGCAAUCUAUGAACAAUCACAUCGUCAUCCACAUAACUCCUACGGUACUACCUCCACCUACCAGGGUGUAUCGUUCAGCGCCCCAGACGUAGCAUCAGGGGUGUCCACCACCUCCUCCAGCAUCCGGCACCGUCAUCUAUCUCUCCCGGGACCUACCUCUCACCAUAAUGCCUACCUAUCGCCCUCAAACACAAUAAACGGGAGCUCUUCGCCGAAUGGCUAUCUUCCGCAGCGGAGUAUUCAAGUUUCUCCCAUGUCUCCUCAUGAUUAUUCAAAUACACAUCUUGGAGGGCCCACAACUACCACCAUAGCAAAUGCCAUAUCCAACGGCUUGGGCACCAUUGGCCCGGUUUCUGGCGCCACAAUAUCAGACCUGGACUCAAUCACCCAGUAUGCACUCCCAGUCUUUGGUGGUGAAACGUUGAACCGGUCUCCUUUUGCCAUGACAGACGAUUUUACGGCAUGGUUGUUUAAUGAGCCCAAUUCGUCUUCAGUAGGUUAUUCAUCUGUUCCUGGAAUGUUGUCAAAUCCCUCCGAUCCGUUCGUUACGCAGCUUCAAAACCAUUAUUUCCCAGCAGAUCCGGCAUUUGCCGGUUAUUACACCAAUGUCAUUCAGCAGCAACAGCAGCAGCAGCAGCAGCAGCCACAGCAGCAACACCCAAUGAGUGUGACCAGCAUACUUGACACGGGCCCGCCACAGUCGAUCAUUUCUGAGGACAAAAGAAACGAAAUUCUGGAUCUGAUUCAAAACCACUUUAAUGAAACCGAUCAAGUAGCUUUGAAGAAGCGGAAGGAGUCUUUAGUGGAAGGAAAUAUGGAUGGAGAGAAUCAUGUUCUCGGUCUUCGAAUGAUGCAGAUUUACGUGAGCUCGUACUGGUACCACUGUCACGAUCAACUGCCAAUCCUUCACAGACCGACUUUCAGCCCUAGCAAGACGCCUAAUUUACUUCUCCUAGCUGUCAUGGCUCUCGGCGCAUCCACAUUGGAGAAAGAACAUGGACAAGCAGCAAUAGAAGCUGCAGCCGACUUUUCAAACUUUGUCGCUUGGCAUCUGCGCUGGGAGAUAUUUAGGGACCCUGAUUUCCGCCCGCCGGCUAAGCUAUGGGUUUUCCAGACCCUCCUGCUCCUUGAAACAUAUGAGAAGAUGUUCUCCACGCGAGCCUUGCAUGAGCGUGCACAUAUCCACCACGAUACAACGUUGACCUUGAUGCGACGUGGAAGCUCUCUUAUUGGCAGAUCAGCACUUGAUUCUCCCCCUAGCCCCCGAGAUGAUGGGCCGAAUAGACCCGGAUCUGGGUCUGGGGCAAAUUCCACUGCGGAAACUACACCGGGGGAAGAGUCCUGGGUCCGCUGGAUAAAGGCGGAAGCCACCCGCAGGGUGGCAUUCGCUGCAUUCGUCCUCGACACCAUACACGCCACAAUGUUUGGCCACUCCGCCAAAAUGGUUGCACACGAGUUACGGCUGCCACUUCCUUGUGAUGAAGCCCUGUGGUCGGCGACAAACGCUGCCGAGGUUGCGAGAGUGCAAUCCAGCUUGACGUCAAAUGGAGUCAAGCCGACCUUAUUUCUGGAUGCCUUGAAGAAGACCCUCAACGGGCAAAAUGUGCGAACGAAUUCAUUCGGACGCACAAUCAUAAUGGCCGGGUUGCUAAGCGUCAGCUGGCACAUGAACCAACGCGACCUCCAAGUCACCUCUCUGGGCGUUUCUCAUACGUUAGGAGGGAGAGACAAAUGGCGAUCAGCACUCAUCCGUGCCUUCGAUAACUGGAGGCGAGACUUUGACGAAGCAUUGGUCACAUCCACUCCGGCCAACAAUACGCUUCAUCGGAAUUCAUAUGCUUUUGAUGGAGAUGUUUUCUUUGAAUCGCGCACCGUGCUUCAUCAUUUGGCCCACAUGGCGUCUCAUGUUGAUAUUGUCGACUGUCAAAUAUUUGCAGGCGCCAGUCGUCUUCUCGGGCGGUCUAUCACGCCCCGGGACUAUAGCUCAGCACGCGAGAAGAUGACCGACCGCUGGGCAACAAAGGCGCCCGCCCGGGAUGCGACGUUUUAUGCCCUUAAAUUCAUACGCCAGGUGCUUAUUCCGAAUAGAAACUCGUCACCACGCUGCAGCUACUCAGCCUAUGUCAACUCUACGGAAUAUUCUGCGCGCAACGACUUUCUCCUGAACCGGCCAUGGGUCCUUUACUUUGCUGCUCUGGUGGUGUGGUGCUACGGAUAUGCGCUAGAAGGCCCUAUUACCCCUCCAGUUCCGGAGCUGGCCACUUCUGAGGAACAGCGAGAGGACAUGCACACCUUUCUCGACGAGGUUGGGGGUGUACAGAGUCCCGUCGAACUGGAGAAAAUUCGGGGCCGUAAUCGAUGCAUGGGUCUCUUGAUGGUACUCCGCGAGACCUUCUUGAAUACGCGGUGGGAGCUGCUGAACGAAGCUGCGAUCCUGCUGGGCAGUUGCAUCGACAAGCUGAAAGGAUCAGCGAAUGGGUCCUGACCCAGCAUUUCAAGAGGAUAUUCCUGAAAAAUUUUUGGGUUCCUUUUCUGAACACAUAGUUUCUCCCAGCUCAUAUCUUUAUGCAUAUACCUGGCCUUUCUUUCAUAAUACUUCCCUUAGCAUCCAAUUCCUUGUGUUGACAUUCGAAUCUUUUGGGCCUUGGGCAUUGUGGCAUCGUAGGGCGCGUUCGGUGCCGCGUUUUGGGAUCAUUCCUUCCUGUAUAUACAUACACACGGGUAGAAUAUGCGAGAUGCCCU